AAUGAAAUUCUCCGGCGAUAAUUACAACACUAGUACAUAUUUGGUCAGUACGACGACGAUCGUGUUAGAUUGAGAUAUUCGUUGGCUGAACCGCAGAGGAGAAUUUAUUAUCGACUAAUAAACGUCGGAAACGAUGAUGAGGGUUUUAUGCUUGAUGUUGAUUUUCACUAGCCAAAACGAACGAGUAGAAAUGACUGGGACGAGGAUGAAAGAAAUGUUUAAUUGGAAAAAUAUCGAAUUUACUUUCGAGAACGAGACGCAGAAACAAUCGAUGAUCGAAAAUGGACUUUACACGAAGGGUAACGCGAUACCUACCUCGAUUGCUUUAUGGAACGAGAAGAUUUUCGUUACAACUCCUAGAUUCAAGUUCGGUGUACCGGCUUCGUUGUCUUACAUCGUCGUUAACUUUACUGAUACCGAAACCGAAGUAAAAUCGCCAGAAUUGAUCCCGUAUCCGAACCUGGACGUACACGAUUUACAAAUACGUAACAUAACGUCGAUACUGAACAUCCACGUAGACAACUGCGAUCGUUUAUGGGCCAUAGAUUCCGGUCAAAUUGAACACAAACACGAGACUGAUCCAGCCAUCGUCGUAUACGAUUUACGAACAAACCUACAAAUAGAUUCGCAGAAGAUCAAAACCAAGACAGAUUACAAAACCGAGCCAUUCCUAUCGGAUAUUCUAGUCGAUGUUACUUCUUCAAACUGUGACACCGCUUACGUCUACAUCGCAGAUGCGAACAACUACGAAUUAAUCGUUUAUAACAUGAAGAGUCAAGAAUUCCAUAAAGUUGGCCAUAAUUAUUUUCAUUUCGAUCCUCUGUGCGGUGAUUUAGACAUAGAUGGGAUCCACUAUCAGAGCCAGCACGGUAUCUUUAGCUUAUCGAUGUCACCGGUGGGCAGAGACGAUCACCGAAUACUGUAUUUUAGUCCUUUAGCUAGUCUGAUGCAGUUCGCCGUUCCUACCAAAGUAAUCCAGAAUAAAACGUUAGAUACAGCGAAGAGUUUCUACGAAUUUAAAGUAAUGGGUUCGAAAGGUUUGAACUCGCAGUCGUGUGCUUCGAGUUUCGACGAAGAAACCGGUGUCCUGUUCUAUACGUUGAUUUCAAAGAACGCGAUCGCUUGUUGGAAUUCAUUCAGCGGAGACGAAUAUAGUGAGAAAACCCAAGGAGUGAUUACCGAAGACAAAACGUUGAUUUAUCCAUCGGACGUUGAAGUAGACAAGAACGGAGUACUCUGGGCUAUAUUCAACAAUCAGCCGAAAUUUCUACACAGUACUUUAGAUUCGGAUGAGAUUAAUUUUAGAAUAUUUAGCGGUACUAUUCGUAGUAUGAUUAAAGGAACUGUGUGUGAUUCGAUGUAAAAGUAAACGAGUAUCUAGAUUUAUA
Molecule: messenger RNA, 1388 nt
Organism: Planococcus citri (citrus mealybug)
Lineage: Eukaryota; Metazoa; Arthropoda; Insecta; Hemiptera; Pseudococcidae
Product: protein yellow-like
Exons: 4
Coding region: 134-1363 (409 amino acids)
Cellular component (GO): extracellular region
Source: RefSeq, a predicted model, not a curated record